UGGUAACAUCCCAAAUUUUUCUAUAUAAAAAAUCACUCUCGCUUAACCCCCUAAACCAAUUUCUCCAUACCUGACUCCUCAAAUUCACUCUCGCUUUCUCUUUCCUCCAUUGAAGCGUACUUUUGAGUUCUCCAUUUUUGGGGACGGAACUAUGAAAGCGGAGUUAUUCCCUGCUUCGAAUAAAAUUAAAUUCGAAGAAAACGAAGAGAAUGAGGAUUCCUCGAGUGAAGAAGAUGAGGAAGCUGAAAUAGAGAAUGAACUUGCUGAUGUGCCUUUUGGAGAGUUGCAGAAGGCCCGUUCCGAUGGUACCCUUGCUUUGCACCGAAAGCGCGAAACUGAGAACAAGGCUAAGCGAGCUAACAAAAACAUGCCAAUGGAGGUGAGUAGCAAAAAGCCGGUUAGUAGAUUCAGAGAAGUGAUUCAAGUGCCUAAGAAGGUAGUACGCGAUCCACGAUUUGAAUCUCUUUGUGGCAAUCUUGAUGAAGAGGGGUUCAAGAAGAGAUAUAAUUUCAUCUAUGAAGAGAAGCUUCCCGCUGAAAAGCAAGAAUUAAAGAAGUCGCUGGAGUCAUCUAAAGACCCUGAAAAAAUUACAGAAUUAAAAACUCGCAUUGCCUUGAUUGACAAACAAAUGAAGUCUGACUCUACAAAACUCAGGAGAAACCAAAUUCUUUCUGAACACAAAAAGAAGGCAAGGGAAGCAGUAAAGCAAGGAAAGCGUCCCUAUUUUGCAAAGAAAUCUGAAAUCCGAGAUCUGAUUCACAUGGAGAAGUUCAAAGAUCUCAAGGAAAAAGGUAAGCUGGAUUCUUAUAUGGAAAAGAAGAGGAGGAGAAACGCUGCAAAGGACCAUAGGUUCAUGCCUUACAGGAAGUCUAACAAUAAUGAGUAACAAUACAGCUCUCUUCCGAUUCUUGACGAGCGGCCUCUCCUUGAUUUUCCAUCUCAUGGUGCAUACAACUUAGUUCUAUUUUGUCCGCGCACUUUGACUAUGUCCGACUUGUUUGAAGUACCUGACACAGACAAGGGCAUCAUUUUCAUAAUGCUCUGUUAUAUUUUAAUGAUCACAUCAGACUAAGGUGACUGGGUACUUGUUGAGCAAGGGUAUGAAAAGGUAACUGGAGAGUUAAUUACUUAACUGUAGUAUACUCAGCUCUAUAUUUUGGACUUUACUGUCAAUCUAGCAUCUUUUUCAUCUUAGCUAUUAUACCGUCAUUUGUACCUCUAAAAAUGUAUCACACUUGUUUCAAGUUGAUGAAAAUGCUGUGCAACUAUGAAUUUUUUUACAGUAUGGUUCUAUUUUCUGUGGCUAGUAACAAAAGAGCAAAAAUUUACAUUUGA
Chenopodium quinoa (quinoa) is the source of this 1335-nucleotide messenger RNA. Its product is annotated as ribosomal RNA processing protein 36 homolog. The transcript has 10 exons. Gene Ontology annotation, cellular component: 90S preribosome; nucleolus. Gene Ontology annotation, biological process: maturation of SSU-rRNA from tricistronic rRNA transcript (SSU-rRNA, 5.8S rRNA, LSU-rRNA). NCBI's taxonomy places the organism in Eukaryota, Viridiplantae, Streptophyta, Magnoliopsida, Caryophyllales, Amaranthaceae. Bases 152 to 886 code for a protein of 244 amino acids. The record is from RefSeq and is a predicted model, not a curated record.